AUGUCUCAGACAGGAGCAGACUCUGUCACUGUUAACAUUGAUAAUAUGCUUAAUAGCUUGUCUUCUGCACCUUCAAAGCCGUCAAUGUUUAGAGUUAGCGAUCAUUUGCGCAGCAUAAAUCCAGAGGCUUAUAAUCCAGAAAUAAUAGCUAUUGGCCCAUUUCACAGCGAUAAAAAGAACUUGCAGAACAUGGAGCAGCACAAAGUCUGGUAUCUAAAGUUGCUUCUGGAAAGAAGAAAAGAGUCGAGCGUAGAAAGAUACGUUGCCACUAUAAGACAGUUAGAAGAGAAGGCGCGGAAAUGUUAUGCAGAAGACAUCCAACUUGAUAAAGAUAAAUUCGUGCAAAUGUUGAUUCUUGAUGGUUGUUUUAUCAUCGAAUUUCUCCAGAAUCAGAUCCCAUUUUUCAUCAUUGAUCAAUUGUUUAACAUGAUCAAGAUCAAUGAUGAAGACAACGUCGAAUCUCUAAUAUCGCCUUUACUAGGAAAUAGCAUUUUACCGGCGCAAGAUCUUCCUGAAGUCCCUAUUACUGGUCACCAUCUUCUUGGCAUUGUACAUGACAUCCAGUGUUCUUCAUUUGCAAAAAAAAUCUCUCAUUUGCAAUCUGGAAAUACAGAUAACGUGGCGAAUAUAAAUUCAGCUCUAGAGCUUAAAGAGGCAGGGAUUUCCUUCAAAAAGUCGGAAGAUAAGAGUUCAUUUCAUAUUGAAUUCAAUAAAAAGGCAGUCCUCAAAAAUAUGUGA
Olea europaea var. sylvestris is the source of this 738-nucleotide messenger RNA. Its product is annotated as UPF0481 protein At3g47200-like. The transcript has 3 exons. The record is from RefSeq and is a predicted model, not a curated record. Lineage: Eukaryota; Viridiplantae; Streptophyta; Magnoliopsida; Lamiales; Oleaceae. Bases 1 to 738 code for a protein of 245 amino acids.